AUGGAGACCACAAAGAACGAGAAAGAUCUGGCGAUAAUAGCAAGCUCUGGCCAUGUCGAAGACAGCGCUGUAUUAACCGCUAAUGUUAACGAUGUCCUUGUGCAAGAGAGGCUCUCUGGAUGGUCAUGGACAGCUUUUCGUCUAUACGGAGUUAUCGCUAUCACAACCCUGAACUGCACGAUGAAUGGGUUUGACGGAACCUUGAUGUCGUCCCUUAACGCAAUGAAACCAUUCCACCACCAAUUUGGAACGAAGAUGGAUGGAGGCGGUACUGGCAUCUUGUUUGCUAUUUACGCAAUUGGAAAUCUGGUUGGAGCGGUUGCAGCGGCUCCGGCCUCGGAUAUUCUCGGCCGGCGAUUUGGAAUGUGCAUCGGCUCGUUCUUCGUCAUUUUGGGCGCGGUCUUGGAAGCUACAGCCAGCAAUGUUGGCCAGUUCAUGGGCGGUCGGUUCCUAAUUGGAUUCGGCGUCUCGAUCUCGAAUACUGCUGGGCCGACGUACCUAGUGGAAGUUGUUUUGCCGCAGUGGCGCGGCGCUCUUGGUGGUCUAUAUAACGUGGUGGGGUACUACUCAGGAGCUUUAGCUUGCACGUGGAUUGCCUACGGGACCGGCUUCUUAUCCACAAACUGGUCAUGGCGCAUUCCAGUCCUGGUCCAAAUUGUACCAGCGGGGAUCGUUCUCCUAACUGCAUAUAUGCUGCCCGAAAGCCCUCGGUGGUUGUGGUCGAAGGAUAAGAAGGAUGAAGCGCGUGCUGUGCUGAUCAAGUAUCAUGGCGCCGGCGAUCCUCAUUCAGCCUUGGUUGCAUUUGAGUGCGUCGAAAUCGAAGAACAGCUCCGCCAGGAGAUUGAAUCCGGAAAUCACAUAUGGUGGGACUUCCGGGCUCUGUUUAUCGGCAGGGCCAUGUGGUAUCGACUCUGGAUAAUAUUUUUGGUUUGUGUCUUCUCACAGUUCGUCGGAGGGUCUGUGAUCAGUUACUAUAUGCCUGUCAUGUUGCAAAAUGCAGGAAUUACAGACUCACACAAACAGCUUCUUCUGAAUGCUCUGAACAUCGUCUUUGGUUUUGUGAGUGGCAUUGUCGGGAGCUUCUUUGUUGAACAGCUGGGUCGUCGUACCCUGUUCCUUUGGGGGACAUUCCUGACCGGCCUGGUCUACAUCCCAAUCAACGUGAUUGCGUCAUUUAAUGCAGACCACAUCACGCAGAGCAUGGGCUAUGGAUUUAUUGCCUGCAUUUUCCUCUACGGUAUUAUUUAUUCCUUCUGUUGGACGACGCUCCAGGCCCUGUACCCUGCGGAAAUUCUUCCGACGAGUGUUCGCGCCAAGGGACUUGCCUUUCAAGGCCUGGUAUCCGGCGGCGCAUCGUUUAUCAACAUGUACGCUACGCCAGUUGGCAUGGACACUAUCGGGUGGAAGAUGUACACAAUCUUCUUGGUUUUCCAUUUCGUCGAAUAUCUUGCAAUGUUCUUUACUCUACCCGAGACCAAAGGCCGAACCCUUGAAGAGAUCGAAGAGGUGUUCGAGGCUGGUAAUGUUGUCAAAGCAUCAUUGCGAAAGUAA
This is a messenger RNA of Penicillium hordei, 1551 nucleotides long. RefSeq lists its product as uncharacterized. Gene Ontology annotation, cellular component: membrane. Bases 1 to 1551 code for a protein of 516 amino acids. Gene Ontology annotation, molecular function: carbohydrate:proton symporter activity. Gene Ontology annotation, biological process: carbohydrate transport; transmembrane transport. The record is from RefSeq and is a predicted model, not a curated record. The transcript is spliced from 5 exons. NCBI's taxonomy places the organism in Eukaryota, Fungi, Ascomycota, Eurotiomycetes, Eurotiales, Aspergillaceae.